Phycomyces blakesleeanus NRRL 1555(-) is the source of this 885-nucleotide messenger RNA. RefSeq lists its product as hypothetical. Lineage: Eukaryota; Fungi; Mucoromycota; Mucoromycetes; Mucorales; Phycomycetaceae. The coding region runs from base 1 to 885 and encodes 294 amino acids. The transcript is spliced from 4 exons. The record is from RefSeq and is a predicted model, not a curated record.
AUGUUACACGAAAAACUUGAAGAAUAUAACAGUGCCUUUGAAAAAAUCAUGGAAGAGCUUGAAGAGCCUGAAAUGCCAGAAGAUCCAAAAAGUUUUGUCCCAUCAACAACAGACAAAACCCCCAAAAAAAAUCAAAGUGUUGCAGCCCUACCAACCCCAAUUGCUUCAAGACCAAGCAAUGCUCAGGAGGUUCAAGGAGACCAACAGACUCUAGUGGCAGCCAGUGAACAUCUGGUUGCACUGCAAAACAAAAUGGACAGCUCAUCAAAGAUUGUGUUAGAGGGUCCAACUAAGGAAUCCAUCAGGCGGAUUGAAAAUACAGUGUCUGAUAUUUUAACUUCCAUGGAGAUCAUUAAAAAGACUAUUGCAGAUAGAACUUUGCCGGCAGGAUCUAUGCCAGCCAAUAAUGUGCAUAGCUCUUCCAAUGGUCAAUUUGCACAUAGAAUGAGAUCUUCAGAUGUAUCAUUCAAAGGCACAGAUCCUAAAAAAAUAGCAGAGAAUAACAGCAGACCUGGAUGGGAUUUGACUUCCAAUUUCCAUAGUAGUUAUAACUAUGUGUUGGCAAAGUCUCUGCUGACUUACUUGCAAGGACAAGGGAACAUACUUACCAGUGAUGUAUUAAUGUCGAAAAUGGCAGAUAUAGUGAUGAACCACUUUAGCAACCAGCAGAAAGAGUCCAGAAAGUCAGAGGAGGAAGGCAAUAAGAAGAGACAGAAAAGCAGAAGAUAUCAGAGAACAGCUGUUAAUGCAACAUAUGGGAGACACAAAGCUGCUAUCAACAGAAAGUUUGGAAACGUCAAUUGUAGCUUUGCCUUUCAGAAAGAUGUAUUUUCUGAGAGGCAUUCAGACAAUGAAGAUAGCUUGACUAUGUUCCAGCCGAGCUAG